Messenger RNA from Verticillium alfalfae VaMs.102, 483 nucleotides. RefSeq lists its product as hypothetical. The transcript is spliced from 2 exons. Bases 1 to 483 code for a protein of 160 amino acids. NCBI's taxonomy places the organism in Eukaryota, Fungi, Ascomycota, Sordariomycetes, Glomerellales, Plectosphaerellaceae. The record is from RefSeq and is a predicted model, not a curated record.
AUGUUCUGUCUGGGGUCCAAAUGGCAUCCUGUUAGCGUUGACUGCCUCGAGCUGGAGAGAUCUAAACAACUCACAGUGUCGGCCUUUGAAGUCAUCACACCAAGUUCGAUCCCGACAUUCGAUGCCUCAUCGCCCACUACUGUGAUCGCUAAGAUAGCCCGAUUCAAGUGGGAGGUGCCGAGAACUGAACAAGAAACGAUAGCUUAUCAGCUACUGGAUGGCUCUGGUCUGGUGCCACGUUUCCUGGCUCAUAUCCACGAGAAUGGACGCAUCAUGGGAUUUCUGCUUCAAAAAUUGGAAGGACGCCAUGCUUCCAUCCACGAUCUGAUGCAGGAAGAUGGGAUAAAAUUGCUCGACUUUGAAAAUUUCCAGGAGAACGCCAGUCCUGGGUUGAUGCAAAAGGAGCUGGAAAAUCUAAGUGACCAACUUGUCGAGGAGUCAGGAAGGCGCGGAGGCUUCAUACCCUGGAAAGGUAGCGACUGA